This is a messenger RNA of Arachis stenosperma, 372 nucleotides long. RefSeq lists its product as uncharacterized. The annotation marks the transcript as partial. Lineage: Eukaryota; Viridiplantae; Streptophyta; Magnoliopsida; Fabales; Fabaceae. The transcript has a single exon. The record is from RefSeq and is a predicted model, not a curated record.
AUGGCGCUACGGAUAGGUUCUUCCACGGCGCCACUCAACUUCAGCUUUAACUUCAAAUGGCGCCCGCGCCCCAACUCAGUAGUUUCAUUCCCAAUCAACGAAUCCAAUCGCGUCAGAGCCGCUGUUAUUCUCUGCCGCGCCGCCAAUUCACACUCUGGUCCCGUCCAGAAGAAACGAAACUCGUCCGCCGCCAAUACUAAGAAGAAGAAGAAAAACAAGAACAAGACUAACUCUGCACCCGAAUCUGACGAUUCUAACCCUUUGAGUUUCACCAAGUUUGAUAUUCCGCACGAUUUUGACGAUGAUGGCCUCGAAUUUGGCGCUUCUGAUUCGGAUUUCGAUUUGGAUUUGGAUUACCGACCUCUUCUUCUU